Messenger RNA from Gadus macrocephalus (Pacific cod), 7432 nucleotides. Its product is annotated as IgGFc-binding protein-like. The transcript is spliced from 36 exons. Lineage: Eukaryota; Metazoa; Chordata; Actinopteri; Gadiformes; Gadidae. The coding region runs from base 26 to 7297 and encodes 2423 amino acids. Gene Ontology annotation, molecular function: protein binding. The record is from RefSeq and is a predicted model, not a curated record.
AUCUGUCCUUCGCAGUCAAGAAGCCAUGAGGUCUCUCGUGCUGUAUGCAGGUGUUGCGGCACUGUUGGCAGUGUGCCACGGUUGUUCAACGGGACAAGACUUCAUUGCAACAUUUCUUCCAAACUACUACACGAAGAGCCAAAGGCUCCAAUUAGUUCUCACGGCCAGAGAAUCAGAAGCCAAGGUCCUCAUUGAGGUUGGUUCCCUGAAGUUCUCCAAAGAGCUGACUCUGUCUCCAGGGGAAACCCGCUGGGUGGCUGUCCCACCAGGAGCACAGCUCCAGCAGCCCCAGAACCCUCCACACUCAGCGGUUCACAUCUCCUCCACUGCCCAUAUCUCUGUGGUCGCCUUCAACCAACAAGCCUUCACCAGCGACGGCGCAGUGAUCACCCCUACAGACCAGCUGGGUGUGGAAUACAGGGUGUUCACCCCAGCCGGAGGCACUUUGGAAAAGCAACUGGCUGUCGUCAAUGGCAACAGUCCCAACAAGGUCACUUUCCAGCCAACAACGAACAUGAAGGUCAAAGGGUUGGGUUUAUGGAAAGGCGGGAGUGCAAUCACAUUUGCAUUGAAACCCUAUCAAACCUUCCUGGUUCAAAGCCUUUCCACUCUGACAGGCAUGCAGAUUAAAUCACAGAAGCCUCUGGCGGUAUUUUUUGGCCACAAGUGUUAUGGUUCACCUUGUGACCACUUGUACAAACAACUACCACCGGUGAGCCAGCUCGGUAAAGAAUACAUGGUGCCCCCUGGCAUGAAAAGUCCGGCGCAAUCCUGGGUUGAGGUCGUUGCAACUGAGGACAACACGGAGGUGUCUGUGUACAAUGGGAAAGGCGCAGCGAAAAGAAAAAUUAGCAAACUGAAGAAAGCUGGGGAGACCAUUUCGGAGCAGGUCACGCCCAACCAACCAUUGUUGGUGACGGGCAACAAGAAGCUGCUGGUGGUAUUCCUGAGCAAAAAAAGAGUCCAUGACCCCAUCAUGCUAGUGCUGCGUUCAUCAGACAGGCUCGCUAGUGCCUGGUCACUGGAGACCGUGGAUAAGAUGAUUAGCACCGCAGUAAUCCUCUCAGAGCAGGAGGGUCGCGACAGUGUCAAGGUGUGCAUAAAUUCCAGCUGUAGCUCCCCCAUGUGGAGUAAGCACCAGGCAGGAGCCAAGUGGGUCUGGGCAAGGGUGCCCCUGGGGAAAGGGCAGAACCAUGUGACAGUGGACGGGGAUUCUGGCAUGGUAGUGUACGUCUACGGGGGUUCACCUAGCGAAGGAUAUGCAACCGCUGGAGUCUGUUCUGAGGCCCUCCCCCCUGUUGCACCCCCCCUAGAUCCUUGUGACGGGGUCUCAUGCCGAGAGAAGGAAGUUUGUUCAAAGGGUUCAUGUGUCCAUGUCUCCACGGCAACAUGCCAGGCGUUAGGUGACCCCCACUACAAGACUUUUGAUGGCCGUCGUUUUGACUUCCAGGGCACCUGCACCUACAUUAUGACAACAGUCGCUAAAGCAGACAAAGACCUGACGCCCUUCACUGUUACAACCAAGAACGAUCAUCGUGGUAACCGUAGGGUGUCCUUUGUUAGGACUGUGGUCGUCAACGUCUACGACAUCAAUGUAAUCAUAAGCAGACACAGAGGACGAGUCCAGGUGAAUGGAGAGCUAGUCAACCUACCAGUGAGUUUGUCUGGCGGUCGAGUCUCAGUGAAACAGCGCAGACAUUAUGCCGUGCUCACCACGGACUUUGGCCUGACCGUCAGAUACAACUGGAACAUGAGACUGUACAUCUCAGUGCCCUCAUCCUACUACAAGCAUCUCGGGGGCCUUUGUGGGAACUACAAUGGGGACAGAAGAGACGACCUGCCAACACCAGGGGGUGUAUCCAGUGUUCUCAAGAUGAUCAGUUCCUGGAAGGUGAAAGACGUGGACCCCUUCUGUCGGGAUAGCUGUGGCGGGAAAUGUCCCUAUUGUUCUGAGAAGCAGAAACAUCACUACCUCAGACCAAAACUCUGUGGACUUCUAAAUGAAAAAGACGGGCCAUUUGCUGUCUGUCACAAAACAAUAAACCCUGAAAUGUACAGUGCCAACUGUGUGUACGAUGUGUGCACCAAUCAAGGUGCUAGACACAUCCUGUGUGACAAUCUGAAGAGCUACAGCGAAGACUGCAUGUCUGAGGGAGUCAAAAUAAAUCCACUGUGGAGGGAGAUUGCCAACUGUCCCCUGUCGUGCCCAGCGGGGAGUCACUAUGAGGCCUGUGGCUCGGCCUGUCCCACAUCCUGCACGGACCGAGACACUGAGCAAACAUGCAAAUCCCCCUGUGUGGAGGGAUGCUCCUGUAACAAAGGCCUGGUGCUCAGUGGGGAUAGAUGUAUCCCUCAGUCCUCCUGUGGCUGCCAGCAAAAAGGACGAUAUUACCCACAAGGCAGUGUGUUCUGGGCCGACGACAAGUGCAGCAGCAAGUGUCACUGUGAUGCUAAAAGUGGGAAGAUAAUCUGCAAACCGGUAGGCUGUAAGACGAGCGAGCGCUGUUCCCUGAAGGGGGGGGUCCGAGACUGCUACCCGCUGUCCUCAGCCACCUGUCAGGGCACCGGAGACCCCCACUACAAAACCUUUGACGGGCGCCGCUACGACUUCCAGGGCACCUGCAUCUACGUGCUCUCCCAGACGGUCCAUAGUCCCCUCCCUGACCUCCUGCCCUACCAGGCUCUGGUCCAGAACGAGAAUAGGGGCAGGAACAGGGCCGUGGCCUACACCAAGUCUGUUUCUUUGACUGUGUACAACUUCACCAUCAGCAUGAACAGCGACAGCCCGGGAAAAGUGCUGGUGAACAGCCGAUCUGUGAACCUGCCCUACACCGCGUUGGAAGGGAAGCUGUCCUUGUUCCGCCAGGGCAGCUUCUGCUUUGUGCAGACACACUUUGGCUUGACUCUGAAGUUCAACUGGAGGAGCCAUGUCAGCCUGACGGUGCCUAGCACCUACGCUGGCUCUGUCGAAGGUCUGUGUGGUGAUUACAACGGUAAGGCCGGGGAUGACCUGCAGAAACCAGACAGGUCCCCGGCCAAAGGCCCUACAGACUUUGGGAACAGCUUCAAGGUUGGAGGGGACGUGGGGUGCACCAGCGAGUGUCCCGGGGGUAAAUGUCCUGUCUGCGAGCCAACACUGGCCAUACGUUAUCAAAAGAAAGACUCCUGCGGGAUUAUCGCCAACAAGGCAGGACCUUUCAGAGAUUGCCACGCUAAGUUCGACCAUACCGAGUACCUCAACGACUGUGUAUUUGACCUUUGUGCGUACAAGGGCCACAUUACUGCCCUCUGCAACAGUCUGACAAGUUACCUGGUAGUUUGUCAAGCAGCCGGCGCUGUGGUGGAGAACUGGAGGACCCAACAAUUCUGCCCCCUCCGCUGUGGGGCCAACAGUCACUACGAAGCGUGCGCCGUGCCGUGCCCCCAGACCUGCGACGGCUUCGGCCCCGCGGAGGGCUGUGACGUGGAGGCCCCCUGCGGUGAAGGCUGUGUCUGUGACGAUGGAUUCCUGCUCAGUGAUGACCAGUGUGUAGCCGUGGCAGAAUGUGGCUGCCAGUACAAUGAGCAGUAUUACCGCAGUGAACAGGUGUUUUAUGGUGCGGACUGCGGGAGCAGGUGUGUCUGUCUGGAAGGACAGGUGAAGUGUGAUGACUCUUUCACCUGCUCAGCCAAUGAGAAGUGUGCUCUGGAGUCGGGCGUGUUCUCCUGUGUUCCCAAAACAACCGGCUCUUGCUCGGUGUUCGGGUCUUGCUCAGUGAGGACACUGGACGGAAAGUCUUACCCUCUUUGGGGAGAAUGUGGCUUCAUUCUAUCGGAGGUGGAAGAAAAGGCAGGAGUGAUUUCGGGCUUCUCUCUGUCAAUACAACAGAGCACCACUAAAGGAGGUCAAGUCUACCGCAGUGUGACGUUGAAGGCAUACAAUUAUGAGAUCACCAUGAGGCCGGGGGUUGUCUGGGAAGUCCUGAUUGAGGACAUCAGAACCAACCUCCCUCUGUCAUUGGACGACGGCAAGAUUGAGGUGCAUCAGGGUGGCAGUAGCAUCGUCAUAAAGACUGACUUUGGCCUCCAUUUGACCUACGACACUCUAGCAGGCGUCGUGCUGACGCUCCCGUCCACCUACGGCGGCGUGCUGCGCGGCCUGUGCGGCGACUUUAACGGCGAUCCAUCCGAUGACUUCGCUUUGGCCGGACAAACCGGAGAGCCGUCCGUGGGGGACUUCAUCGCAGAGUGGACCAGCAAAGACGUGCCCUGCGAGCCGGGAUGCAAAGGGCCGACCUGCACCGAAACGGGAGGAUCAGAGAACCCCGAAACCAAACACUGCGACAUUAUUAAAUCACCGAAGGGCCCCCUCGCAGGGUGCCAUGCGGCAGUGCCACCUCUCCCCUACUUUGAGGCUUGUGUCAGUGAGAUCAGCCACGGGGGCGGGCAGGACGUGGUGUGUCGGCACAUCCAGGACUACGUUUCCAUCUGUCAGUCAUCGGGGGCCACUGUUGCCGAGUGGAGAGUGCAUGGCUUCUGUGUCGCUUCCUGUCCCAGCGGGACUCACUACGAGCUGUGCCCGGACACCUGCACCGCCACGUGUGCCCACCUGGCGGCGCCGGGCCCCUGCCCCCGCUGCCACGAGGGCUGCCAGUGUGACGGGGACCUGGUGUUCGACGGGGGCCGCUGUGUGCCCACCGAGCGCUGUGGGUGCUCCGUGGAGGGCCAGUACUACAAGUCAGGUGAAUCAGUCCUGCAAGAGGACUGCUCAGAGAGAUGCGAGUGUGGCGCCGGUAUCUUUAACUGCAGCGCUACCAGCUGUCAGAACGAGGACAAAUGUGACGUCAAGGAUGGAACCCUGGGUUGUAACCCGAUCGACCCCUGUGCCGGGGCCAGCUGCAGGGUGAAGGAGCACUGUGAGGUGAAGGAGGGCCAGGGGGUAUGUGUCCCUGACUCUAUGGCGGUGUGCUGGGCCUACGGUGACCCCCACUACAGCACCUUCGACGGCUGGACCUACGGUUUCCAGGGAACCUGCAGCUAUGUCCUCGUCAACACCACAGGUAAAGACCCGGACCUCCCGGAGGUGCUGGUGCUGAGUAAGAACGAGCUGAGGGGGAACUUUGUGGGCUCUUUCCUCCGCUCCAUCACCGUGGUGCUGCUAGGCUACACCAUCGAGAUGCCCAGUGGCCUCAGAGGAACUGUACUGGUUGACGGUAUUAAAGCCAAUUUGCCGGUUGACCUGGCAAGAGGCAUCUCCAUCACCGAGUCUGGGAUCAGAGGAGUCAUCAAAACCGACCUAGGUAUAGAGAUCUCUUUCGAUUGGUCUACGGUUGCUUCGGUUGCCCUCAGUAGCAGUUACUACGGGAACGUCGACGGACUCUGCGGCAACUACAACGGCAACAAAGAGGACGAACUAAACACAACCGCAGGAACUCCGUACGCAAACGUAACGGACUGGGCUGGUUCGUGGAGUGUGACGGACGGGGACCCCUUCUGCUACCACCACUGUGAGGGCACGUGUCCACAGUGUUCCCCCGAGGACCAGAAGCGGUAUGCUGGCCAUGAGUUUUGCGGCAUUGCAGAGGAUAAGAAGGGGCCUUUUGCGAGCUGCCAUCCUAGUGUGGACAUCAAACAGUUUAUGUACGACUGCUUGUAUGAUGUUUGUGUGAACGAGGGGAGUCAGGAGGUUCUCUGUGAGGCACUGUCUAGUUAUAACGCUGAAUGCCAGAAGGCUGGAGUCACCGUCUCACAAUGGAGAGAAUUAGCAAACUGUGCCCUGGCCUGUCCCGUGAACAGCCAUUACAAAGAGUGUGGGCCAGCGUGUCCAGAGACCUGCAGUCCUGCUCCCGACCUGUGCUCCACGGUCUGCUCAGAAGGCUGCUUCUGCGACCCUGGCUUUGUGCUCAGUGGAGAGAAGUGUGUGGACAAGGCAACCAGCUGUGGCUGCAAUCACGAAGGCCGCUACCAUCUGCCCGGUGAGUCGUUCUGGGCGGACUCGGAGUGCAACAGCAGAUGCGUGUGUGACAGAGCGACGCAGCAGGCGCAGUGUCACCCGAGGGGCUGCAAGGCCGACGAGCACUGCGCCGUGAGGGACGGGGUCCAGGACUGCUUCCCCCUGAGCUUCAAGACCUGCUCGGCCCAGGGAGACCCACACUUCCACACCUUCGACGGCCGCAAGUUUGAUUUCCAGGGCAACUGUGUCUACCAGUUUGCCAGCGUGUGUAAAAACACAACGGGACUGGAGAAGUUUGAGGUUAGCCUAGAAAACAAUAAUCGUGGCUCCAAAAGAGUUUCCUAUGCAAAAACAGUGACUGUUAAGGUCUACGGCAACACGUACAUCAUUUCUAAAGACUACCAAGGACAAGUCCAGGUGGAUGGGGAGGCAGUCUACCUUCCAUUCUCCUCAAACCAAUCACUGGUCACGGUUCAUAGAAGAAACAGGCGGGCCGUCCUGGAAACCAGUUUCCUGAAGGUCUCUUAUGAUUGGCGUAGUGCCGUGAAGGUGAUAGUAGCGACCACUUAUCACAACGCGUUAUGUGGUCUCUGUGGAAACUUCAACAAUGAUCCAAAAGAUGACCUCAUGCUGGCCAGUGGGAAAGCUGCUUCCAAUGCAAAGGAGUUUGGAAUCAGCCAAUGGCUUGCCAGCGUGCCAGGCUGUUCUCAUGAGUGUAAGGACUGUGCACCAGAGCUGAGCCCUGGCAGUGUGCCCCCUGCCUACAAGGCGACCUGUGAGGUGAUCAGGAAGCGGGACGGGCCCCUGAGGGACUGUGCGCGGCUCCUGGACGCGGAGCAGUACUACGGGGACUGUGUGUUCGACAUGACGCUGACCAACGGGAAGGCCGCCGCCGCCUGCGACAUCAUCAGCGACUACGUGGACGACUGCCAGCAGCAGGGGGGCACCGUGGAGGACUGGAGGAGCAAGAACUUCUGCUGGAUGCAGUGUCCAGCCAACAGUGUGUACAGCCUGGCAGCCCCAGGAUGUCCGGCCACCUGUGGGUCUUUGUCCCCCUCCUUUAAAUGUCGAGACCCCUCCGCCGAGGGCUGCGUCUGCCAACAAGACUUCGUGCUCAGUCAGGAUCGCUGCGUACGACUGAACCAGUGCGGCUGCCAGUAUGAAGGGCGCUACCUCCUAGAUGGGUCACAGGUGAUCACAGACGGCUGCAAGCGCGUCUGUAACUGCCAGCAUGGGAUGGUCAAGUGCGUGAACAACAAGUGUCACAAGAAAACCAGUUGUCAGCUCAGGAAAGGGGCGUGGGGAUGUUACAAAGUCCAGAAACAAGGACUGUUAGGGUUCCUUCACAACAUAUUGCACGGCUAGUCUAUAUGAUUGGUUACUAUGACAGAAAUGUGAGAUUGUUGACUACUGAUACUUUCCAUCUGGUUCAUAUUACUUCCUUUUGUUUGAUUCCUUCCUGAUUUUCUUGCAUAAAUAAUAAAACACUGUUGCAUUAAA